CCUCAUCUUCUCCUUCCCGAUCUUUUUUUCUUUCUCCGCCAGCGAGAGACCCUCUCCCCUUCCGCCGCGACGCGAUGAUGGGAGUGAGGCGAACAGCGCGUCCUUAAAGGCCCUUCGUCCCCCUGUGGGCCUCCUUGAAGCGCCUCUCUUGACCUCCCAAAAAAAAAUCCCUUCUUCUUCCCCCCUUCCUCCGCCGACCUCAAAAGAUUCCCACAACCCUAAAUUCUCCCGCUUCCCCCUUCUGCUCCUCGCCGAGAUCUCGCGAGAUCCGCUGCGUCCUCCUCCAGAUUCCACCCAUUUGAGAUCGGCUAGGUUUUUUGGUUCAUGUUCUGCGAUGUCGUCCAUCCUGCCGAAGAAUGAGACCGUCCAGAUCCGGGAGGUGUGGAACGAUAACGUCGACGCGGAGUUCGCUCUAAUUCGCGAGAUUGUUGAUGAUUUCCCGUAUGUUGCCAUGGACACUGAGUUCCCGGGCAUCGUCGCCCGCCCCCUCGGCAACUUCAAGACGAGCUCCGACUUCAACUACGCCACCCUCAAGGCCAACGUCGACAUGCUGAAGCUGAUCCAGCUGGGGCUCACCUUCUCGGACGAGUCCGGCAACCUCCCUACCUGCGGCACCGGCCACGGCUGUGUUUGGCAGUUCAACUUCCGGGAGUUUGACGUCCACCAUGAUAUAUUUGCAUCCGACUCCAUCGAGCUCCUCCGCCAGAGUGGCAUCGAUUUCAAGAAGAACAAUGAGAGGGGCAUCGACACCAACCGCUUCGGAGAGCUUCUCAUGUCGUCGGGCAUCGUGCUCAAUGAUUCUGUCCACUGGGUCACCUUUCAUAGUGGUUAUGAUUUUGGGUACCUUCUCAAGCUGCUCACUUGUCAGAACCUUCCCGAUACCCAGGCCGGCUUCUUUAAUCUGAUCAAGAUCUACUUCCCGACGGUCUAUGACAUCAAACACCUGAUGAAGUUCUGCAACAGCCUCCAUGGUGGGCUCAACAAGCUCGCGGAGCUGCUCGAUGUCGAGAGGGUCGGGAUCUGCCACCAGGCCGGAUCGGACAGCCUGCUCACUUCGUGCACAUUUAGGAAGUUGAAGGAGUCGUUCUUCAACGGCUCCACUGAGAGAUAUGCAGGCGUGUUGUAUGGUCUGGGUGUUGAGAAUGGACAGAAUACUCAUUGAGUAAAAAAAAUCAGUAUUAUUAAUAAGAUCAUGAAUGAAAAAAAAAGGUUUGUUUGGUGAGUAUAUGU
Elaeis guineensis (African oil palm) is the source of this 1230-nucleotide messenger RNA. RefSeq names its product probable CCR4-associated factor 1 homolog 7. Gene Ontology annotation, cellular component: CCR4-NOT complex. Lineage: Eukaryota; Viridiplantae; Streptophyta; Magnoliopsida; Arecales; Arecaceae. Gene Ontology annotation, molecular function: nucleic acid binding; poly(A)-specific ribonuclease activity. The record is from RefSeq and is a predicted model, not a curated record.